GCCCCCUCCCCUGGAGACCAGACGCAGCGGCCUGGGAGCUGGAGCCAUGACGGCGCGCGGGACUCCGAGCCGCUUCCUGACCAGUGUUCUCCACAACGGGCUCGGUCGCUACGUGCAGCAGCUGCAGCGUCUCAGCUUCAGCCUCAGCCGCGACGCGCCCUCGUCCCGCGGCGCCAGGGAGUUCGUGGAACGGGAGGUGGCCGACUUCGCCCGACAGAACCCAGGGGUCGUAAUAUACGUGAACCCACGGCCGUGUUCUGUGCCCAGAAUCGUGGCCGAAUACCUUAACGGGGCUGUGCGCGAGGAGACCAUUAACUGCAAGUCGGUGGAGGAGAUCACGACGCUGGUGCAGAAGCUAGCAAACCAGUCGGGCUUGGACAUAAUCCGCAUCCGCAAGCCCUUCCACACGGACAGUCCUAGCAUCCAGGGCCAGUGGCACCCCUUCACCAAUAAACCGACAACGUGGGGCGGACUGCGCCCCCGAGAGGUCCAGGAUCCUGCCCCAGCCCAGGUGCAAACGCACUGAACGGUUGCUCCAACUCCAACCCCAAUGAAGGUGGAUCUUUCUAUUUCGAUUCAGGGGAUUACAAGUCCAGGCAGACAGAUGGAGCCCUUGAAAGGGCAAGUUGAUGCCAAAACUUUUGCUUGGGAUAAAGAAGAGCUGCCUAUUUUUGGUGCCCACUGUGAGGGGCAUUGACUUUGUCUCUUAAUUCUUAUCCAGUUGACAUUCCUGAAACCUGAGAGCCUUCUGGGAUCUUACCGGGUACUCCUUUCUGAAAUUCAAAUUGAUACUAGUGAUAUCAAAGGAAGGGUUUGAAGUGUUUCAAGACUGGCUUCUCAAGAAUCCCUGAUGUCCUUUUUCUUUUUUUUUUUCUAAUAUUUUUUUUUUAUUUUAAAGAGAGUGGGGAGAGAGAAAGAAACAUCCAUUUGCUGUCUCCUGCAGGCUCCCUAUUGGGGAUAAACCUGAAACCCAGGCGUGUGCCUCUACCAGGAAUGGAACCAGCGACCUCUUGGUGCAUGGGAUGACGCUUAGCCAUCUGAUCCACACCUGCCAGGGCCCUGAUGUCCUAUUUCUGCAACCACUGAGCUAGAGAGAGCUAUCACCUUUGCUGUGAACCUGGCAUUGGGCUAGGUUGUGUGAAUGUGUACAAAUUAGAAAACAGGUUAAUAAACUUGUUCACAGUCA
Messenger RNA from Molossus molossus (Pallas's mastiff bat), 1186 nucleotides. It is a transcript of the gene MRPL43, whose product is annotated as mitochondrial ribosomal protein L43. Gene Ontology annotation, biological process: mitochondrial translation. Gene Ontology annotation, molecular function: structural constituent of ribosome. The record is from RefSeq and is a predicted model, not a curated record. Gene Ontology annotation, cellular component: mitochondrial large ribosomal subunit. Bases 47 to 526 code for a protein of 159 amino acids. NCBI's taxonomy places the organism in Eukaryota, Metazoa, Chordata, Mammalia, Chiroptera, Molossidae. The transcript has 3 exons.